UAUUCCGUGACGUUCGGUUGUGUGGUUCUAGCAUUCGGUUUGUCGGUGGCUGGUCUCUGAGAAUUGAUUCUCUAAUGCUGAUUCAUAUCCUUUUGAAUUUGUAGCAACAUCCUGUAUCAAGCUUCAUCUUUUCACCAUAUACCUCACCCCAGUGGUGAAAGGUGAUGUAGCAACUAGAGUAGACAGCAUCACUGAUGUUGGUAGAGUGCCUGUUUGCUCAACACUGUACGAGAAGAGUAUGUCACUCUGGAGCAGCACAAAUUGAAUGGGGCUUUAUUACUCUUUUGUUUUCCCUAUUUGAAUAAGGAUGUAAAGUGAUACGGCCAGGCGGCAAAGAUGAGGAAAUAAAAAGAGUGAUAAUUUUUAAGCGAGACAAGCGCGUGUGCACUUGUGGUGGUACCGGGAAAUACUGAGUGUUUUAAUGCUAUAGGAUGAAAUACGUGUAAAUUAUGAUUCUUUUUUUGCAAAAAGGUGGAAAUGCUGUUAAUGAGAAAAUGAGUGAAGGAGUACCAUAAUUUAAAUGGAAUCAUUAUACUUUUGCAACGAAGUUUAUGGAAUUGCAGACAUGUGCUGAAAAUUGCCAGGAUAACAAGUAACAGACGUGCUCCCUAACCUUGUGACUGUGAUACUGCCAAAAGUGGAAAAUGCAAGUGUUGUUGUUUUUUACUGGAUUCAUGACUAUCCGUUACCAUGCUCACGGAUCUAAUAGUAAAGAGGUAAACUCUCACAUUCCUCAGUUCUCGCAACAAUUUCCAUCACAUCAUCUGUUCAGUAACGAUACAGGAAGCUCACAGCUAGCAUGUUCCACAUAUGGUCCUACGCAAGUUGAUAUAAAAUGGAUUUUUAAAGAUGGGAGCAUCGCUACGAACGUGUUUGGGUUGAGACAAAUUCUCCCUAACGGCACGUUGUACUUUCCCCCAUUCGCUGGUCAUCUAUUUCGGACCGAUGUGCACGACACUACUUACCGGUGUAGGGCUUCUUAUCUGCAGCAUAUAUUAUUAAGCAAGGAUGUUAGAGUUAGAGCAAUUGUGCGCCAAGUAUAUGAAAUCAAGGUGGAAAAGACUGAUGUUGUUCUAGGAAACACAGCAUUUUUGCAUUGUAAUAUCUCUCCCUAUAUCCGUGAAUUUGUACAAGUCUCAGCGUGGUAUCGCGACAAGGAGGUGUUGAUUCCAGAUCCAUCGGAAAUUGGUAUGCGAUACAUCGUUACAUCUCCAAGUGGCGAUCUGUGGAUACGGAAUGUUGAUAUUGAUGAUAGACAGAAACAGUUUUCCUGUGUGGCAACCGACAUGCUCACUGGAGAAAAAAAACACAGCUCAUCAGUAUUUCUAACUAUAAAAGAUUUUCUUCCGGAUUCAGCACCAGUUAGCACGCAAAAAUCUGUCACAGAAAUUUCAGCUGACCUGGGCUGCAGUAUACAACUUCCGUGCAAUGUCCAGGGGAACCCUCAACCUGUAUUCACCUGGUAUCGCAUAUCUGACUCUGGAUCUUUAUAUACGGUUCCAUCAUCCCAACGCAUUAUACUAUCACAGUCACUGCUAUUCAUACGGAAAACAGACGGAAGAGACACAGGAAGAUGGGUAUGCAAGGCAGCUAAUCAGUUUGGUGAACAGAAACUCCAAAUUCAUUUGACAAUUAAUUCGGAGUUGGUUGUGCAAAUCAUCCCACAAAUACAAGUCAUCAAUGCAGGGAGCUCAGCAACAUUUAAUUGCACAAUCAUUGGUUCGGAAAUCGGUAAAAUUGAGUGGUUUCAUAACGGACGUGCACUAGUCGAUGGCGAACGUAUGGGAGAUGAGCUUAGAAGGAUCACUUUCAUAUCUGCUGUAAUGCUAAAAAUUGAAAAGAUCAAUAAGGAUGACGAUGGAAUAUACCAAUGCAUUGUAUCUAAUUCGAGGAAUAGCGCACAAGCCAGCGCAGAGUUGAAGAUUGGAGAAACUCCACCGGAAAUUAUCUACAGUUUUAUUGAGCAAAAUUUUCGCACAGCUGCAUUCGUUUCGCUAAAAUGUAUUGCUUCAGGGUCUCCCCAUCCACAAUUCACAUGGAUGCUCGAUUAUCAACCGAUUAUGUCUUCAAUUCAUCGCUAUACUUUUGAUCAGUUCAUCAAUGAGAACGGACAUGUAACAUCGCAUCUGAACAUAACUCACGUAAAAACCGACGAUGGUGGUCUGUACACAUGUGUUGCAUCCAACACUAUGGGUACAACAUCACAGAAAGCUCGUGUCAACGUCUUUGGUCCUCCAUAUGUGAGAGCAAUCGAUUCAAUUAAAGCUAUUGCCGGAGAGCCCAAAGACAUAUAUUGUCCUUUUUCGGGCUAUCCUAUUCAACAAAUAUCGUGGCUUCACAACGGAUUCAACAUCAGUUCAAGUUCACGAUACACGAUUGCUGAUGUGAAUCAUGGAGGCACUCUUCAUAUUCACCAGGUGGAUGCAAUCCAGGAUAAGGGUACUUAUACAUGUAUAGUUACGAGCCCGAGUGGUGAUGAAGCACGCAGAGAAAUUCAAAUUAUCAUCAAUACUUCUCCUGUAAUUGAACCGUUUUCUUUUCCAAAAAAUAUCAAAGUUGGUGGUCGGGCACAACUUACGUGUUCGGUCUCUUCAGGUGAUAUGCCAGUUUAUUUUAGUUGGAAAAAAGAUGGCUUAUCAAUACCACUAAACUUACAAGCGAUAGAGAAAAAAGAAGAAUUUUUCACACUACUCAUUUUAAAAGACAUUUCAGCACAACACAGUGGAACAUACACGUGUUUCGCAUUAAACGCCGCUGCGCAAGUAAAUUAUACCGCAGAGCUACUGGUCCAAGUACCACCAUCCUGGGUUCGAGAACCAUUAGAUUUGUCUGUGAUUUUAGGUAACAGUAUCUACCUACCGUGCGAAGCAGGGGGGUUUCCGGAACCGACAAUAUCAUGGUUUCGAAGAAAGGGAAAAGAUUUUCUUUCGCUUCCAUCUAAAAACAACACGCUUAGUGUAAACUAUGCUACAUUAUCGGAUGCGGGAUAUUACAAAUGUGAAGCUUUCAACGGAGUUGGAGAUGUAUUGUCUAAAAUCGUCCAUAUAGAUGUUAAUGUAGCUGUUCAUUUCGAUAGUCCGGUAAAGAACAUAUCUUCACGAAGAAGUGAUGCUGUAGUCUUAGAAUGCGUAGCUUUGGGUGAUGAUCCAAUAAACAUAAUUUGGACGCAUAAAAAUACCAGAAUAGAUUUUAAUAAUUAUAGAUACAGUAUUGUUGAGAUGAAAAUCGACAAUGGUAUUCAUUCUCAAUUGUCUAUCUUGCACACAGAGAGAUACGAUUCGGGAAAGUACGUCUGUUCAGCGGAGAAUUUAUAUGGAACCAGUGAACACGUUAUUUACCUUGCCGUGCAAGAGAGACCCGAUCCUCCUUCUGAUUUAGAGGUAUUAAAAGUUGAGAGUCGCAGAAUCAAACUCUCUUGGAAACGGCCUUAUGAUGGAAUGUCUCCAGUGCUCAGCUAUUUAGUACAAUAUCAGCGAUUGACAAAGGCAAAAGAUUAUUCAGGGCAUGGAUUCAACAUGUCUUGGGAUAAUCCUUUUGUUGUAAACGUGACACUUACGAAAGUGAACGAAGCUAGAAUCGCUGACAGUACUACUCGAGAUGAAGCUUUCGUUAAUGGAUUACAUCCAGCAACUCAAUAUCUCAUACGAAUACUAGCUAUCAACGAAAUUGAAAGUUCAUCUUUUACAAAUCCUAUUGUAUUCAAAACUCAAGAAGAAGCUCCUACUGAGCCGCCAAAUAAUUUAAAGAUAAAAUCAGGUGGCUUAGGACAACUAAUAGUGACAUGGCAGAUUCCUAAUAAACAGUCGUGGAAUGGAGAACUGCUUGGAUAUACAAUCAGCUGUUUGGAAGAAAAGCAGAACAUUUAUUUUGUUAAUACAAAAAACUUAAGCUUCACAGCAAACGGUUGGGCUACAACUAAAAUCACUAUAUCUAACUUGAGAAAGUUUACUAGAUAUGCUGUAAAGAUUCGCACCUACAACGCAAUUGCAGCGAGUCCUUGGAGCCCAAUUGCAUAUGGCACUACUUUAGAAGAUGUCCCAGAAGCCCCCCCUCAAAAUGUUUCAUGUUUAAGUCUGUCGGCACAAAGCAUCAAAGUUCAAUGGCAUGAACCUGCGCCACAAUACCAUAACGGAUUACUUCAGGGAUACAAAGUGUUGUUUAGGCCUCUAACUAAAAAUAAUAAUUUCUUCCUACCAUACGAAGUUAAACGAACGUCCAAUUUGGAAACGUACCUGCAUGCAUUACUAAAAGCAACGAAUUAUUCUAUCCAGGUUUUGAGCUUCACUUUAUCUGGAGAUGGCACAUCAAGUUCUCCAAUAUUUUGUGUUACAGAAGAGGAUGUGCCUGACCCACCAGCUGAGAUUAAAGCUUUGACACUAACAGCGGAUUCAAUAUUAGUAUCGUGGCUACACCCGAUCCAUGCAAAUGGAAUUAUAACCCACUUUACUGUAUUUAGUAAAGAAAAUGGACAAAUAGGACAAACUAAAAGUUAUUUGGUUCGUGUUGAUGGCAAACGUCCUUUGCAUUUUGAAGUUCGCGGAUUGAUUGAAAAUCGUAGGUACGACUUUUGGGUAACUGCAUCGACUAACAAAGGCGAAGGAGAUCCAACUAGCGUUGUUUCACAGACAACAAGCACUCGUGCUCCGGCGAAAAUAGCAUCGUUUUCUCAAACAAUCAAAGUAGCAGCAGGUACAGACAUAUCUCUGGAAUGCAUUGCAGUUGGAAAUCCAACACCGAGGACACGGUGGAUCACAAAUGACCAACCUGUCACUUUCAGCCCAUACUAUGCUAUAUCGCAGGGCUAUAUGAAGAUCCAUAAAGCCGAACCCAACUUAUCGGGAAACUAUACGUGUUCAGCACAAAAUCUUUUCGGCAAGGAUGAAAUACUGUACACACUCAUUACUUUGCAAACACCGAACAUUACCCUUCUCUCAAUACAGUAUGCUUCCUAUGAUAGCGUUCGGAUCAUUUGGGAAACUUCUAACGACGGUGGAACUCCGAUACAAGGAUUUAAUUUAUUUUAUCGUCCAGCAGCUGGCACUUGGUCAAGUAUAUCGAUUCCUUCAGAUCAAUUUGCGUAUACACUGAAUGGAUUGAAGUGUGGAUCACAGUAUGUUUUGAAAAUGAACGCCCACAAUAAGGUUGGAGCUGGCACUUCAUCUGACGAAUUGGCAGUAUGGACGAAAGGAAAGGCACCACAAAUUCCCGAGGAGCGAGAUCUUAUCGUAACUAAUGCUACAUGCUUAAAUCUACAUCUGCAUACUUGGCACGAUGGAGGAUGUCCCAUAACACACUUCUCGAUAGAGUAUCGACGUCUACACACACCUUUCUGGACUACAAUUUCAUCGGAUAUAUCCGGAACAGAACGUAGCAAUGAUAAUAUUUCUUUCUGCGAGUUUAUUUCGGCCACAUGGUAUGAGUUAAAGAUUACUUCGAACAACGACGCGGGUGAAACUACCGCCCAGUUUAAUUUUGCUACUACCACAUUGACCGGAGACAAAAUUCCGCUACCGGAAUAUGUCGAAAUAAAAAGCGAUGAUACUACGAUUAAAAUGAAUGAGGAUGUACAGUUGACAAAAAUUUAUAUGAUUGCGGCUAUGAUUACUUUAAUUAUUUUAGCAAUUGUAUUUCUAGCACGAUAUAAAAAAAUAUAUUGUUUUGCUGCUGAAAUCGGAGAUACAAAUGAGGAACGUACAAACAACGUUAGCCAAAAAGAGGAAUGUAGUUACAUGCGCAGCGAACAGGUUUAUAGCGCUUCGCCUGUAAAAAUGAUUAAUAAAGAUAAUAAUGCGGAGAUGUACGAAAUAUCGCCGUACGCAACGUUCAACGACAGUGGUGAACGGACUGUUAAGGCAAUGUGCCGAGAUAGAACAGUCUCAUCGCUUGACUAUUCCUUGCAGUUUCGUACAUUCGGGCAUCUAGAAAGCGAGCUUAACGCCCCAGCUUACCCAUUGCUGGAACGGUCGGGCUUCAGCCAUGUUAACGACGACCCAAGCUGCCACAAAGAGUGUAAAGCAGGUAAAGCAACAGAUAAUGUUCCUGGAAGUUCUAGUAGUAAGGCCUUGAAAUACGACGAAAAGGCUCAUUCCGGAAGUAGGAGCAAAACAGCGAACUUUAUUAACCUAUCGGAAUCCGACAGUAACAGUCCUAUCAACGAGUUUUGCAGAGCUCCAACGUUUAGAAUGCCGCACAAAUUACCACGUUUCCAAAGCAAUUUAUGAAAACAUGCAUAUAGUUAACUACGUUUACGAACAGCAAUCAUAAAAAAUUGUGAGCAAUCGAUGAAUGAAUGCGCAUGAAUACAAUGUUGAUACAAAUAAAAUAAACAUGCCGUGAUUUAGCA
Molecule: messenger RNA, 6343 nt
Organism: Topomyia yanbarensis
Lineage: Eukaryota; Metazoa; Arthropoda; Insecta; Diptera; Culicidae
Gene: Dscam3
Product: cell adhesion molecule Dscam2
Exons: 23
Coding region: 645-6221 (1858 amino acids)
Biological process (GO): homophilic cell-cell adhesion; axon guidance; dendrite self-avoidance
Cellular component (GO): axon; plasma membrane
Molecular function (GO): cell-cell adhesion mediator activity
Source: RefSeq, a predicted model, not a curated record